AUGCCCUCACACCCAGCUCCCCCUGCUUCAUCCACCGGUCGCUCUCCACCUUUUCGCAACUGGAUCCCCGGCCAGUGCGGCUACUGGUACCUCCGCAAAGGUAGGAGAAGACGCGAGAAGGCUGGCACGCCUGAGCCUCCAGAGGACAACAGCUUCUGGGUUAAAAGCGGCGGCAAUUGGGAGACAGACAUUUAUACUCCGAACCAGCGAAGGCGCCUUCAAAACUCCAGUAACAAGGAGAAAACCGUCAAGGAGGUACUAGGCAUAGACCCCAAACUCUCGUCCCUCGACCUGCUGGUCAAUUUCUUCCAGGAGGACGACGUACAUGUCCAAAUGUUCCUGCCUAACCAUGCAGGUGUCACGCAUGAAACUCUUUCAUCAAUCAUUCGCCAUUGGUUGUACAGCCACAAGGGCCCAACAAAACGAUCAAGGAAAAGUAUUCUGAAGGAGCUGGGCGUGAUCAGGAGAAAUCUUGAGUCAGCAGGGGGACUCUUCGGCUCGGGCGCUGGCUAUGAUCGUGAGGUGCAAUUCAUGAAGGAUAACAAGCUUUGUACCAAGUAUAUAAAGGACAUCUCCGACGCUGAAGCUACCGCGGAAGAGAUCUGCCCCCACUUCAAGGACUGGGAUGUAAUCCUCCGAGACGUCAGACCUCUGGAUGCGACUCUGCGCAACCAAUCUCAAAGAAAUCAGAAUGUUAUGCAGGAACAUUUGGACAUGUACGUCGUCCUCCUGGAAGAAAUUAACCAGCAGGUCGAGGGACGAAAGUUUGGGGUCUAUGCCUAGUACCUCCUUGACGGGUUUCUCCUUGUUACUGGAGUUUUGAAAGCGCCUUCGCUGGUUCGGAGUAUAAAUGUCUGUCUCCCAAUUUGUUGUGGAAGUUAAUUAGGACGAAUAGAUGCAUGUUGGAGCAAGGUUGACUAGGAAGAAGUAGGAAAUUACGUAUCUCGGGUCACCCAAAGCAUGCAUCGGGCAGUCCUCCGGGCUGGACCGAUUUCGUAUGAUAAUAAUGUUGAG
Messenger RNA from Cryptococcus amylolentus CBS 6039, 1014 nucleotides. RefSeq lists its product as hypothetical. The transcript is spliced from 4 exons. The coding region runs from base 1 to 783 and encodes 260 amino acids. NCBI's taxonomy places the organism in Eukaryota, Fungi, Basidiomycota, Tremellomycetes, Tremellales, Cryptococcaceae. The record is from RefSeq and is a predicted model, not a curated record.